Messenger RNA from Cyphellophora europaea CBS 101466, 813 nucleotides. RefSeq lists its product as uncharacterized. Lineage: Eukaryota; Fungi; Ascomycota; Eurotiomycetes; Chaetothyriales; Cyphellophoraceae. The record is from RefSeq and is a predicted model, not a curated record. The transcript has a single exon. Bases 1 to 813 code for a protein of 270 amino acids.
AUGGCUAUCACGUUAUGGCGAUCUGUGCUUGCUAGCCUCCUCUUGCUUCCUCUCUCCACCGCCGCCCAACCCUCACAGAUAGUUCUCGCCCCCAAGCCCGAGAUUCGCCGUGCGAAGGUGACUGACUACAAGGACAUAGCCCGCAUUACAGUGGCUGCAUUCAGAGAAUCACCGCAUUUCACGUACCUGCACCAAUUCUUCGACCAGUAUCCCAACGACACAUAUGUCUGCUUCGAGGAAGAAGCGUAUGUGGGUCUACAGCAUCCCAGAGUCGUAGGCCACAUCGCCACAGUACCUGCAAAAGAACCACCGCACGAGAGGCUGGCAGUCUCGGCUGGUCUGUGGGUAUUGCCGGAGUGGAUGGAUUCCGAUCCCUCGGCAGCUUCACAAACCAGGCGAUGGUCCCCGAUGGUCAGCUUCCUGCACGGCUUGCGCAACGAAUGCAAGGAGCGCGAUAUCAAUGUGACACGCGCGUUGGACUGGCAACCUCAGUGGGAAGUUGCGGACAAGUGGCUGGAAGACGCCUACCCGGAAGAUGAACAGCUCUACCUCGCUUCGCUUGCAACCCUCCCAGACUACCAGGGACAUGACUAUGCGGGCUAUGUGGUACGAGAAGCUCUGAGGGAGUUUAAGGAGUUCCCAGAAGACGGCCUUCCGGGGGACCUAUACGCAACCUUGAUCGCUACGACUGCGGGAGAGCCUCUAUACUUUGAGACCGGGUUCCAAUCUCUCAAGAACGUCACUAUCGAUGCCGUUGAUAAGGACGAGAGCUUCCGCUUUGACAUCAUGUCUCUCAGGGUUCGGCAUGGUUAG